AAAGGAAAAAAAAAGGAAGAAAAAAGAGGCGCGGAGAACUUCAAAAACCCUAACGAAGUGCAUCGAGUACUAUAAAUCCAUUUCUUAAACCCCUUAGCCCUAUUUCUUUCUCAUUUCAAUUUCUGUUCCUCUGUUUUCCCUUGCUUUUUUUCUCUGCACACGCCGUUUCUGCAAAUGGACUCACCAAUGGAGUUUUGGGGUGUUGAGGUUAAGGUUGGGCAAACGGUGAAGGUUGAUCCCAUGGAUCCAGUGAGUGCGUACAUACACAUCUCUCAGGUUGCCCUUGGAGAGGCGAAAAAGGAGAAGGCAAAUGAACCUGUGGUUGUGUACGUGAAAGUUGGUGACCAGAAAAUUGUUUUGGGAACCCUUAAAAGGGAUGAUAUCCCUCACCUCUCGUUGGAUUUGGUUCUCGACUCUGAUUCUGAGCUAUCGCACUCUUCGAAAACUGCUAGCGUAUUUUUUUGUGGAUACAAAGUUCUAACUGACGAGGGUAACAUUUCUGACUUUUCUGAUAGUGACGAAGAGGAGGAGGAUCUUCCCUUGAAAGGUCAAGAUAAUGGGAAACCCGUAACAAAAGUUGAAGGUGCAAAGGUUACCAAGCCCUCUAAACCUGCUCCCGUGAAAGGUGCAUCGGUGAAACAAGCAAAGACGGUUGAUCCAAAGAAAGACGAGGAGGAUGAUUCUGAUUCUGACGAAUCUGAUGAUGAGCUUGCUGGUAUUGAUGAAUCUGAAUCUUCUGACGAGAUGGAUGAUGAUAGCGAGAGUGAUGAGGAGAGUGAAAGUGAUGAAGAGACCCCUGUGAAGAAAGUGAAUCAGGGCAAGAAGAGACAAAAUGAGUCUGCCUCAAAAACUCCCGUCUCUUCCAAGAAAGCUAAAACUGCUACUCCUGAGAAGACUGAUGGUAAGAAAAAUGUACACGUAGCAACUCCCUAUCCUACGAAGAAAGGUGGAAAGACUCCCAAAAACCCUACAAAAGGGCAGUCUCCUAUUUCUGCUGGACAACUAUCUUGCGGGACUUGUAAAAAGAAUUUUGCCAACGAAGAUGGGUUGCAACAACAUAAGAAGGCCAAGCAUGGUGGUCAGUGAUAUUGCUUUCUAGCGUAUUAAUGUAGUAAACGUUCGAAUUUUUAUCAGAGCUUUGAACCGUUCUUUACGAUGAACACAACGUGUUGAAAAUUUCUUUUUGAUAUCUAAGAGUAUACUCUGUUAUUGUUGGGUGCUAUUCUCUCAAGUGUUACAAUCUCCCUUUAUCUUA
Molecule: messenger RNA, 1255 nt
Organism: Vigna unguiculata (cowpea)
Lineage: Eukaryota; Viridiplantae; Streptophyta; Magnoliopsida; Fabales; Fabaceae
Product: histone deacetylase HDT1-like
Source: RefSeq, a predicted model, not a curated record